AUGACUUCAGCUUACGCUAAGAAGGGACAACUGAAUAAUCACACAAUUCCAAGUCAAAAGCUUAAUGCAACUCGAGUAGGAGAAUCGAGACGACUUUUGAUUUUUAUGUUCGCAAAUGUAUGUUUAGCUGUAGUUUGUGUUUUACAUUUUUUGGUCGGUUUACAGCAAACUCUUUUUGAAUAUUUUGGUGUUGAAGUAGAAAUUUCUUCAAGUCUGAAGAAACUGGAGAAAACCAACACAACUGCAAUAAAGCGAUUGGACGUUAGUGGAAUCGGUGCUGCGGGAAAAGAAAAAGAAACACAACAUUCAAAUUCAUUUACAAUCAAAACGAUAUUCAUUGCUGGUGCCAUAGGAAGAAUCAAGCAGACGAGGAAACUUACAACUCAAUUUUGCAAGCUAUUAUCUCGUUGUGCAACAUACGUUCAGUUGGAUUAA
Clunio marinus is the source of this 435-nucleotide messenger RNA. The record is from the annotation of a GenBank genome assembly. NCBI's taxonomy places the organism in Eukaryota, Metazoa, Arthropoda, Insecta, Diptera, Chironomidae.